Molecule: messenger RNA, 414 nt
Organism: Fusarium coffeatum
Lineage: Eukaryota; Fungi; Ascomycota; Sordariomycetes; Hypocreales; Nectriaceae
Exons: 1
Coding region: 1-414 (137 amino acids)
Source: RefSeq, a predicted model, not a curated record
AUGCAUUCCACAACAAUCAUCACCAUGAUCGCAGCCAUCGCUUCUGCAGUCUCUGCGUCACCCGCUAAGCAGCCUGCUCCCGUGGCAAAGGUGGCGCCUGACAGCAACCUCGCCGUUGUCGUCGUCGGCGCAAUCUUGGGGUCGGGAUAUAAGCAAUCUACAACUCCUGUCCGUGUCUCCUUCGGCAAGCUUACACACUUCGAUAAGCUUCCCAUCAGCUCACUCGAAGUCAGGGGAGUUAUGGUGGCGGGUGAUGGACUUCCUGUUCCGAAGGACGACAAGGUCAGGUGCCGUCGCUACAAAGAUCAGUACGGUCUCCAGCUUGGUAGCUUGGAAUUUAAAAAGGGAAAGCCUGCUCUCAUUUCUACCAAUUCUGUGGACUUUGGAUGGGUUUUGUGCCGCGUUGAGGAGUAA